Messenger RNA from Nilaparvata lugens (brown planthopper), 1459 nucleotides. RefSeq names its product protein vestigial. Lineage: Eukaryota; Metazoa; Arthropoda; Insecta; Hemiptera; Delphacidae. The transcript is spliced from 6 exons. Gene Ontology annotation, cellular component: nucleus. The record is from RefSeq and is a predicted model, not a curated record. Gene Ontology annotation, biological process: regulation of transcription by RNA polymerase II. The coding region runs from base 464 to 1408 and encodes 314 amino acids.
AAAGGACAAGCAAUGAUCUGAUAAUCAACAAUUAUUUAUAAAAUACGUUGUUAUAUAGGAAAGAGAAUAUUUUCACCAAGAAGUGUUAGAAAAACCUUUACAGCAGAAACAAAGAGGAACAUUGACUGACAUUGAAUAGUAUUGUUCCUAUCCAGUUCAUUAAUAAGUCUAAUGAAUAGGCUACAGUCUAUUUAAAUUCAUUGAUUCAAUAGAAACUAGUGAAUUCUGCCAAGUGCUUAGCAAAUCUUCUGUUCUUAGUCCCUAUAGUUGAUCUGUAGUGAUUCCGAUGAUAGUAGACUGAACCAGUGAUUGUCGUGAGUGGAAACCGCAUUUUAAACCAGAACUAAACUGUUCAGACCAAUGAUUCCAGUCAGCGGAUUGUCAGCCAUCAGCCGCGGUGUCCGCUAGUGUUUCUACAAUAGAAAAAUCACCUGAGUCAUCAAAAUUGUUGCCUGUGAGAGACAUGAGUUGCUCGGAGGUGGUGUACCAGGCCUACUACCCCUACCUCUACCAGAGACCUUCCACAUCAGCUGCAAGUGCAGCAGCUCAGAGCAGAGCCGCUGCAGCUGCUCACUUUCCUGCAUUUCCUCACAACUAUGACAGGUUCAAUGUGGCAGCAUACGGAGGCAGUAGCAGCCUUGUGGGGGCGGGAGCAGGUGGUGGGGGAGGAGGUUCUGGGUCAGUGAGCUCGGGGGGAGGGGCGGGGAGUCCCGGGUCCCCCUCACUGCAUCACAAGGAUGAGGAAUCCACACCACCUGAAACAACUGGAGACGAAGAAGCCCUAUCGCCGGGUGAUGCAGUUAGUAGUAGAGCCCAGUACGUGUCUGCCAACUGUGUGGUAUUCACUCACUACACGGGGGAUGUUGCAUCAGUAGUCGAUGAACACUUCACCAGGGCACUCUCCUAUAAAACACCCUCCUCACCUAACUCAGCCAAAGAAUCAUCACCGAUGACGUCACGUAACUUCCCGCCGUCGUUUUGGAACAGCAACUACCAGAGCACCAAUCAGAGCUCAGCUAGCGACCUCUAUGGUGAUUCCGUGUACCAUAAUGUGGCCGGAGCUAGCACUGACCCCUGGCAUCAUCCUCAUUACCAGUAUUCACAUCACAGAGCCGUCCACGAGUACCACCACCACCAUCACCACCACAACAUGGCGGCGCAGUAUGGCAGCCUGUUGCUGGGGCAUCCGCCACCCGCCCGUUUGGGCCACCCUGGGCACCCGCACGCCACGGGGCCCUACCACCACCACGCCGCCACUAAGCCACCUGAGUGGCCUCCCAACCACCGCACGCCUCAGCAGCCACACGCCCUUGACCCCGCAUCAACCUCCUAUCCACCUGCUUAUCCUACUAUGUCUGGUUUGGAAGCCCAGGUGCAGGCUGACUCAAAAGAUCUAUACUGGUUUUGAAAAGCGGCCAAAGUCGCGGUAUUCGAUUACAAAUCGCCACGACAAACACGA